This is a messenger RNA of Phragmites australis (common reed), 1802 nucleotides long. Its product is annotated as GDSL esterase/lipase EXL3-like. The coding region runs from base 386 to 1615 and encodes 409 amino acids. Gene Ontology annotation, molecular function: hydrolase activity, acting on ester bonds. The transcript is spliced from 2 exons. NCBI's taxonomy places the organism in Eukaryota, Viridiplantae, Streptophyta, Magnoliopsida, Poales, Poaceae. The record is from RefSeq and is a predicted model, not a curated record.
CUAUUGAGGUGCGGCAUUUACUCGGCCAUGUGAGGGGAUUAGAUGGUGUGAGCUGGGCGGCCGGCCGGACAUUGAUGCUCAUACUGUUGAGCUCGAUUGCAUUCCACCACAUCGAAUCCAUCCACCAUUGGAGAAGGCAGGCAUUCAUUACCAUAAAUCCAUUCCACCGACGCCACCUGCAUGCAUGAGCAGAUGAGCAGAUGAGCAGGGCGUAGCCAUCGUCGUCGAUCCACACUGCCAUCCUAUAUAGCUGCUUCGCUUCUCUUAUCAAUCCACACACUCCACAAGCAACCUAGCUGCUGCUGCAUACUCCUUGUGCGUGCAAGCUUACAACAACGUCACAUAUAUAUAGUAAGCUACCACCUACCUAUCAGCUUGCUUGGAGAUGACAGGCCACGUUGCUGCUGCUGCCAAUACCAAUGCCAAUACCAAUACCAAUACCAAUACUCUGCGGCGCCUCAGCUUGCUGCUCUUCUUGAUCCUCUCCUUCUUCAACCCCGCCAUCUGUAGCACGGCAGCCACAGCCCCUGGUGCUGCCAACGCCACGACAUCUGCUGCUUCAGCCGCGGCCAUGCCCAAGCAGCAGCAGCAGCAUCAGCACGAGGGGAAGGCCAAGGCCAACAAGGCGGCGCCAAUGGCCCCCGCCCUCAUCGUGUUCGGCGACUCCAUCGUGGACCCCGGGAACAACAACGACAUCAACACCAUCAUCAAGGCCGACUUCCCGCCUUACGGCCACGACUUCCUCGACCACCACCCCACCGGCAGAUUCUGCAACGGCAGGAUACCCACCGACUUCAUCGCCUCAAGGCUUGGGAUCAAGGACCUUCUGCCAGCCUACCUGUCCCCUCAGCUGGAGAAGCAAGACCUCCUCACCGGCGUCAGCUUCGCCUCCGGCGGAACCGGGUUCGACCCCCUCACGCCGCAGCUCGCGUCCGUCAUCUCUAUGCCGGAUCAGCUGCGGAUGUUCCACGAGUACCUGGACAAGGUGCGCGCGGCGUCAGGGGACGACGCCAAGGCCUCGGAGAUCCUGUCGCGGGGCAUCUUCGCCAUCUGCGCCGGCAGCGACGACGUGGCCAACACCUACUUCACCUUGCGCGCGCGCAGCAACUACGACCACGCCUCCUACGCCCGCCUCCUGGUGCAGCACGCCUCGUCCUUCGUCGAGGACCUCAUCCACGCCGGCGCGCGCCGCGUCGCCUUCAUCGGCAUCCCGCCCAUCGGCUGCGUGCCGUCGCAGCGCACCAUGUCGGGGGGCCUCGAGCGCGAAUGCUCCCAGGGCCACAACGAGAUCGCCGUGGCCUACAACGCCGGGAUGGAGAAGGAGCUGGCGGCACUCCGGGGCAAGUACCCCGGCACGCUGCUGGUGUUCAUGGACAUCUACGGCUUCCUUUACGACAUGAUGAUGCACCCGAGCAGCUAUGGGUUCACGCAGUCCACCAGGGGCUGCUGCGGCACGGGCCUCCUGGAGGUCUCCGUGCUCUGCAACGGCGUCACCUCCGCCGUCUGCGCGGACGUGGGCGACUACCUCUUCUGGGACAGCUACCACCCCACGGAGAAGGCCUACAAGAUCCUCGCCGACUUCGUCUUCGACAACUACGUCAAGCUCAUCCUCUAAUCUAAUAAUGAUUGAUUAAUUUGCAUUGCAUUGCAUUGCUUAAUCAAUUUCAAUUUGCUUCCUCUCCUCUACUCUCCUCUCCUCUCCUCUCCUCUCCUCUACUAUCUGAUUAUUGUUGCGGAGAUGAUACUCUUCUCCCCUGGAGAUGGAAACUUCGGUUUUAUUAAUUUGCAAAUUCUUCCUCAAA